AAGUGUUAUUUUCUUCGGUGAUUUCUUUUAAUAAAAUCAGUUAGUAGACCCAGAGGUGAAUUAAUAUCGUUUUUGUAAUAACGGUCACAUGAUCAGCUUCCGCCUCCGGAGUGACUGUCACCAUGGAGACGGACCAAGCAGCAGGUCAACUUGGGAAAACUGUCCUAAUGUUUGAUUCUAUUUAACUAAAUUAGUUAAGUUGUUCGGUUAUUAAGAAACAUUGGAAACAUUUUUCUCUCCCUGGAGCCAGAGACAUGUCUCAAAGGGGAUACAGCGAGCUGUGGGCCGACGCUCAGUUAGCGUUGAGCCGCCUGCUAACUGAGGAGCUGCCUGCUGAGCCCGCCCGCCCAGAGAAGGACAGGGUGGUGUUCUUCCAGCGUCUGGCCAUGCUCUAUGUGCGCUACAUCCAAAUCUUCAGACAGCUGGAGGAGGUCUAUGACCAGGUGGUCCACCCUCAGAAGAGACGAGUUGUUCGGGCGAUUCUCGAUGGUGUGAUCGGGAGGGUGUUAGAGCUGAAAAAUGAAAUGGUGGAGAAAGAGUUCUCAGAGUACCACUACAUGGAUGAUGUCCUUCAUGAUUUAAAGCUUACACCUGAAGACCUUGAGAUCCCCAUCCCUCGCUAUUUCCUCAGGGAACGCAACAAGGAACUCCAAGAACGAAAAAAGAUGCUGACAGAAAUUCUUAAAUUGGUGGAGGUUACUAAAAGCCCAGAACCCUUGAUGGCCAAGGACAUGAGUCAGGAGAAGGCCAUUAAGAUCAUUCAAGUGGCAGAGAGGGCCCGACAAGGACGCCUGAGGGCCAAGUUGAAUGAAGAGAGCAGGAACAUGAACAGGAUGUACAGGACCAAGGAACCUGGGACAGACGCCAUUGAGUCGGCCACAGUCUGCAUACAGAAGGUGUGGAGGGGCUACAUGCAGAGGAAGAGGACAAAGAUUGUUCGGGAAGAAGAAAUGAUUUUUCUGGGAAUGGCCAUGGAUCCAAAAUACCAGGUGCCCUGCCCCACAGAAAUCGCUGCCCAGUCCAGUGAGGCUAGCACAAAGAUCAAACAGGAGGAGCACAACGAGGACUACCAGAAGUCUUUAGUGUCCGUCACAAACCAACUACGAGAUGUAGAGGGCUAUGACAUCAGCAAGACCAUGAAAGAGCAGAUCCGACAGUGGUUCAUUGAAUGCCGUGAUACCACAGGGUCGUUUCCAGACUUCCCCGAAGAAGAGGACGGAGGCUCAGCCCUCAUUUUUGCUGAAAAGAACCCUCAGCAGUUAAUGGAGGAAAUUGCUGCAAAGGAAGAUGAUGAAUCCGACAACAAACCAAAGGGGAAGGAGGAGAAGAAGGAAAAGGGGAAAAAGGGAAAGGAUGAUGAGGAUGAAGAGGAGGCAGGGCUGAAGAUGAUGCCUUCGGCUUUUCUGUCAGACUUGGAAAUGGAAAACAAAAUCUUUGAAGGUUUUUGGAAAAACCGAAAUGAGACCAGAAACUUCAGCCAGAGGCACGAGGUGGAGCUGAUCAAGGAGGAAAGGAGGAAAAUGAUUGAGGAAGAGAUUCGAGUGAAGGUGGAUGAGCAGAUGAGACAAGAGCUGGCUGAUUGGAAGCUAGCUGUGGAUAAAGACAAGGGUGGGAAAACCAAAGCCAAUGCUAAGAAAAAGAAAGGAUCUAAGAGUGGGAAGAAGAAGAAAAAGGAGAAAGAUUUAACAGCUGACAGGACUCUGGAGUCUCUGUGUCAGGAGCUGGUGGAGCAGGGCUUGUUGAAACAGGCUAAUAACGUUAGGCUGCAGGAUUACAUGGGUGAUUACAGCUACCUUGGGACCACACUCAGGCAAAAUGACAUCGAGCCCAUGCCAUCACUGUCAGAUGUGCGGCAGGUCUUAUCUCUAUAUGCUGUUUUACCAUUAGGCUCUCAGUAUGUUCAUGAGAAGGCUCCUCUGAUAAAGGCCAUCCUACUGGCAGGGCCCGCAGGAGUGGGUAAGAAGAUGUUGAUCCAUGCAAUCUGCCAGGAGACGGGAGCCAACCUGUUCGAUCUGUCCCCACUGAACACGGCAGGGAAGUACCCGGGCAAGAGUGGCCUCGCCAUGAUGCUCCACAUGGUGUUCAAGGUUGCAAGAUUGCUGCAACCUUCAGUAAUAUGGAUCGAAGACGCAGAGAAAAUGUUCUACAAGAAGGUUCCCAAGGAAGAAAAAGAGUUAGAUCCCAAGCGCUUGAAGAAAGACCUGCCAAAGUCUCUGAAGUUGAUCAAAGGGGAGGAUCGUGUUCUGAUAGUGGGAACAUCCACAGACCCGCUGAAUGCCGACAUCAAGUCACUUUGUAAAAUGUACAGCAAGAUCAUUCUCAUCCCAAGACCGGACUACGGCUCAAGAUGCAUCCUGUGGAACCGACUGAUUAGGAAGCAGGGCGGGGAUGUGACCAGGGCGCUGGACCUCGGCUCUCUUGCGAAGAUUUCUGAUGGCUACACACCCGGUCACAUGGUCCAGGUGAUCCAGAGCAUCGUCACCAAGCGCCGCACCCUGCAGCAGGCCAACAGACCGCUGACGGCCGCAGAGUUUGUGGCUCCACUAGCCAAGAUUGACCCUGUGUUUCAGGAGGAAGAAGAGGCCCUCAAGAACUGGUAUGCAAAGACCCCUCUGGGAAAGAAGAGGAUUAAAGCUGCGACAGGAAAGGAAGAAGAGGAGGCACCAGUCGAAGGCAAAGAUGCAAAAAAGAAAGGGAAAAAAUAAGUUUAACAUGUUUUUGACACAACUGAAUGUAGUAACAUAUUUUUUAAGCUUGUAUGUGAAUUGCCCUCUGACGACUGUCCCAUUUACUUUGUUCUAAAUGAA
Trematomus bernacchii (emerald rockcod) is the source of this 2807-nucleotide messenger RNA. RefSeq lists its product as uncharacterized. NCBI's taxonomy places the organism in Eukaryota, Metazoa, Chordata, Actinopteri, Perciformes, Nototheniidae. The record is from RefSeq and is a predicted model, not a curated record. Gene Ontology annotation, molecular function: ATP hydrolysis activity; ATP binding; protein binding. Bases 255 to 2705 code for a protein of 816 amino acids. The transcript is spliced from 19 exons.